Molecule: messenger RNA, 3702 nt
Organism: Parasteatoda tepidariorum (common house spider)
Lineage: Eukaryota; Metazoa; Arthropoda; Arachnida; Araneae; Theridiidae
Gene: Pgm2a
Product: phosphoglucomutase 2
Biological process (GO): carbohydrate metabolic process; purine ribonucleoside salvage
Cellular component (GO): nucleus
Molecular function (GO): phosphopentomutase activity; magnesium ion binding
Source: RefSeq, a predicted model, not a curated record
CCGACUGAAUUUCGUGAAUCUUAGUUUAGUAAUCGUUGAAUUUUUCAGCACCUUAAUUCUUUUUCUUAAAAAAAAAGAUAAGGAUAAUUCAUUAAGAUAAAAACCUUGGCGAGACGAGAUUUAUUCUUGAAGGGCGCCGCAAUCAGCUGGGCCUUGAAAAUCCUGGGUUCGCUUAAUUCUUUUAUCUCGCAGCAACUCAAGUGUCACUUUACAACGUUCGUAACUACUACUUCAAGUGGAACGUUUUCUUAUUUUUUUAAAAAAAGAAACAAUAAUUAAGUGUAUUGGAACUAGUAUAAUAAUCCUUCGAAAGUUAGCAGAUCGAAUUAGCCGAUACUUAAGUAAUUUUGUUUUAAAGUGUGAAAAAAAAAACCUUUUAAAAUGUCAAUGAUUAAUUCUGGUAAUAAAGAAUUAGAUGAAAAAAUAAGGGAAUAUUUAGAUUAUGCUAGGGGUUUAGCUACUGCAAAGCGAGUGGAAGAUAUGGUGUUGCAAGGUCGUUACGCUGAAUUAGAGAAAAUAAUGAUGAAACGCCUUGCAUUUGGUACAGCAGGUUUGAGAGGAAAGAUGGGUCCAGGCUACAAUGCUAUGAAUGAUUUAGUAAUAAUACAGACAUCUCAAGGUUUGGCUUCAUAUAUUGAUAGUCAAGACAGUGAUAAGAGUUUUAAAGGAGUAGUAAUUGGUUAUGAUAGCCGCCACAAUAGUCGUAGAUUUGCUGAGCUUGCUGCCGUAGCAUUCAUUUUAAAAAGGAUAAAGGUCUACUUGUAUGAUUCUAUUGUUCCAACACCAUUUGUUCCUUAUGCUGUAAAGAAACUUGGCUGUCUUGCUGGUGUGAUGGUGACUGCAUCUCAUAACCCUAAAGAUGACAAUGGAUAUAAGGUAUACUGGAAAAAUAGUGCACAGAUAUUGUCUCCUAUUGAUAAGAACAUUGAAGCCAGUAUAUUGAAAAACUUGAAACCUUGGUCACUUUCUAGUCGUACAUCUUUAGUAUGGACAUCACCAUUGUGCUUUGAUCCUUUACCUGAAAUUCAAUGCAUGUACUACAGAGAUAUGAAUGUUGAGUCAUUUAAGGGAUCAAAUGAUGGGCUAGAUCCUCCUUUAAAAAUAACAUUCACAGCUCUACAUGGUGUUUCACACACUUACAUGAAGAAGGCUUUUCAAAAGGUGCAUUUUGAUGAUUAUGUAGCUGUUGAAGAACAAAUGGUUCCUGAUCCUGAUUUCCCAACUGUCUAUUUUCCGAAUCCGGAAGAAGGAAAUUGCAUGGAUUUAUCCAUUCAAACUGCUGAUAGAUACCACAGUCAGCUGAUUGUAGCUAAUGAUCCUGAUGCUGAUCGUCUGGCAGUUGCUGAAAAAAAAGUGGAUGGUGAGUGGCAUACUUUCAGUGGAAAUCAAGUAGGAGCAUUGCUUGGUUCCUGGUUGUGGAAAAAUUAUCCUAGUGAUCUUAAAAAAAAUCCUGAAUCCUGUUUUAUGAUUUCCAGUGCUGUAUCGUCAAAAAUUUUAAGAAGUAUUUCUGAAAAGGAAGGAUUUCUUUUUGUUGAAACUUUGACUGGUUUUAAAUGGAUGGCAAAUCGUGCUGAUGAAAUGAUGAAACAGAAUAAGCAUUUUGUAUUAGCGUUUGAAGAAGCUAUUGGUUAUAUGUGUGGAUCUCAUGUGAUGGAUAAAGAUGGAAUUCAAGCUGCGAUGCAUUUGUCUAAAAUGGCCACAGUUGCUUAUAAAGAACAGAAAACUUUACAUCAUUUAUUACGGGAUAUAUAUUUAGAAUAUGGAUACCACACUAGCAAAAAUUCCUACUUUUUGUGUUAUCAAGAAGAAAAUAUGUUCAAAAUGUUUGCUAACUUGAGAAACUUCAAAGGUGGUAAAGCUAAGGAUGUGCCCGAGAAAAGUGAUUACCCAAGUUCUCUGAAAUCGAAAACAAUGACGUAUGAAGUUAAGGAUGUGAGAGAUCUUACUACAGGAUAUGAUAGUUCUCAACCUAACCAAAAAUCACUGUUGCCAGCCAGCAAAAGUGUUCAGAUGAUCACAUUUUACUUCACUAAUGGGUGUGAGAUGACCAUAAGAGGCAGCGGUACUGAACCUAAAUUGAAAUACUAUACCGAAAUGAUUGAAAAUGCUUCUGAAAGUGACUGGAAAAAGGUCGAUGCAACUCUAGAUGAUAUGGUUGAGGCUAUGACUUCAAACUGGAUUAAGCCAGAGAAAUAUGGAUUCCUUCCUCGGCCAAAAUAGUUGAUAUGAAAAAAAAAAAANAAAAAAAAAAAACAGUUUCAUAAUACUUUUUCUGUUACUUGUUUGCUUCUGGAUGUUUGUUUUUCCUUUUGUUCAAAAUUACCUUUCUUUCAUGUAUUUCAGUACCUUGUUAUAUUAAAAUUCUUUUACAGUAGUAUUCAAUUUUGACAUUGCAUUUAUUAAGUGUGUUUUAUAACUUUUCAGAACUAGUCAUAUUAUUUGUAACUAAUUAUGUUCUAGUCAAACAGUAAUUGAAGUCAGAUGUUUCAAAAGUAUGGCUCACUACUUAAUACCAUUACUCUUAAAAUGAAAAUUUUUGCACAAUUAUUACUAUUCUUUAUUAAAAAGCUAAGUUGUAUGUUUAAUUACUUCAAAAUUAGAUUUUAGUACUACUUUAGUAAUUGAAUAAUUUAAUUAUUGUUAAACUCGGAUGAAUUGAAAAAUAAAGAUAAUUUUUCUUAACCAUAAAUAUAUUUAAAAUUGUUUUAUUUGACCUUGUAUUAAAAAUAAACUGAUUAAAAAAUUUUAUAUUUGAUUAUUUUAUUCCAUUUUCACGCUUAUGCGUAUAUUGAGUGUUACAUAUAUUGAUAUUAUCCUGUUUAAUGGUAUUUAUUCACAACAAUGCAAAUCAAGUAAUGGUUUGCAUUUUAAUGAAAAUAUAAUUUAUUGAUUGUAAGAUUUUCUAUUUUUUCAUUUAAAACUGUUUCUAUUUUUAUUCCUUUUCUAUACUUUGUGAUAAUAAAAAAAUACUCAAUAUAUAUUAUUCAUUAUCAGCAAUUUAUACCGAUUCAUGAAUUUCAUGCCCUUCUUAUUCAUUGUUUUUUUUAAGUAAGUCUACGAGGGAACGUGAAUAUAUUUAAGCCAUUAUGAACUGUUAAUAGUAACACUUUUGAGACUAUUGAUUUCCCAAGUGAUAGUUUGCAUUUUAAUAAAAUACUAAUUUAUUAAAUUGAAAACAUUUGAAAUUGUUCCUAUUUUGAUGCCUUUUCUGUGCUUUCUGUAAAAAAAAUAAAUAUCUGAUGUGUGUAGAUUUUAAUAUUAAUAAUUUAAUGCUAUUUGGGAAUUUAUUGGUUACCUUUUUAUUCAUUUAGUAUGUCUGAGAAGUUGGCAAAUUUAAGCACAUCCGAAUGCCUUGAGAAGUAUGAAUAUAUUUAAACAGUUCUGUACUGGUAUUUAUAAAACUUCUGACGCAAAUAGUUUUUAAAAUUCGCAAAUGUGAUGUUUUAUUUAAUCUAAAAGAAGGAAAGAAACUACAACUUGUAUGUAUAGUUAUGCAUGUUGAGUUUAAAAUAUUUAAUGUUUUGUAACAAAAUUAGACUGCCUCAAUGAGGUCCAUGCCUUUUAUUUGUAUGUGUACAUGGGAAAAAAUGCAUUUAUUGUGUAAUUGUCUUGGACGUAUAGUGUAGAAGUAAAUUGUAACACUGGUUAUAAAUAAAAUUUGUAAAGCAUUAAAAAAAUAAAUACUUUUAUUGUUCCUGAUUA